AGUUAAACACAACCGGCCUUAUUCCGUAGUAAUGGGACAUGUAGAACAGUAGAAGUAAAGGGCUGAAAAUAGUAUUCGUUGCGGUCGUUAUUUCCACAGAAACUUACUCUCACGAAUUCACAAUUCAAAAGAAAGAAGAGUGAAGAACACAGUUUGUUUAUGUGAGAGGGGUAGCAAUUAGCAAUUUAGCAUAGCAUGGCUUGUUCAUUAUCAUUUUUAAGUCCAAGUAAUCUUCGGCCUCGAUUUCCCCAAUUCCGGCAAUCACCUCCCUCUUCCUCUUUCUUCAGUUCCCGUUCCCGCCUUUCGAUUCAAGCUAGUUCAGCAAUUGCCCUUGACUUACCGGAAACAACUUCAAAAACCUCUGCUGUACAAAAAGAUUUAUUGGCUUGUCCAAUAUGUUAUGAACCUUUGAUAAGGAGAGGUCCCCCAGGCCUGAACUUGGAAGCAAUUUAUAGGUCUGGCUUUAAAUGUAAAACUUGCAACAAGUCAUACUCAAGUAAAAACAUUUACUUGGAUCUUACAGUGACUGCAGGCUCAGAGGAGUAUGCAGAAAUUAAACCCACCAGCACGGAACUAUUCCGGAGUCCAUUUGUGUCUUUCCUGUAUGAACGGGGAUGGCGCCAGAAUUUUAACCGAAGUGGUUUUCCAGGUCCAGAGGAAGAGUUUAAAAUGGCUCAGGAGUACUUUAAACCCGUCGAAGGUGGCCUACUAGUUGAUGUUAGCUGUGGAAGUGGGCUGUUCUCUCGAAAAUUUGCUAAGUGUGGCACCUAUUCUGGAGUGAUUGCUCUUGACUUCUCUGAAAAUAUGCUUCGCCAAUGUUAUGAUUUCACUAAGAAGGAGGAUCCCACUUUAUCUAACAAUCUUGCUCUUGUGAGGGCAGAUGUUGCUAGGCUACCAUUUCCACCAGCUUCAAUUGAUGCCAUUCAUGCUGGCGCUGCCUUACAUUGCUGGCCAUCUCCUUCAAAUGCUAUUGCUGACAUUGCCCGUACAUUGCGGAGUGGAGGGAUCUUUGUGGGAACUACUUUUCUCAGAUACACAUCUUCAACAUCUCCACUAAUAAGGCCUCUUAGAGAGAGGAUUGCUCAGCCCUACAGCUACCUAAUAGAGGAGGAAAUUGAGGAUUUAUGUAAAUCUUGUGGCCUUGUUGACUACUCAAGCAAGGUUCAACAAUCAUUUAUUAUGUUCUCUGCACGGAAACCCUGAGAUUUUUGUCAUUCUUGAACUCAACGGAACAGCAUUGUAUGGCAGUGAGCAUGGAGUGAUGCAGAAAAGCUCUUUCAUUAAGUCAUUACAUCGACAUAGUGAUAUGCUGAUGCUAGUAUAUAAUAAUCAAUUCCUGUCAAAAUAUUGAGAAAUGUAUAUAAUAAUCAUUAUCAAAUUACCCAA
Messenger RNA from Chenopodium quinoa (quinoa), 1386 nucleotides. RefSeq lists its product as uncharacterized. The record is from RefSeq and is a predicted model, not a curated record. The coding region runs from base 196 to 1203 and encodes 335 amino acids. The transcript is spliced from 9 exons. NCBI's taxonomy places the organism in Eukaryota, Viridiplantae, Streptophyta, Magnoliopsida, Caryophyllales, Amaranthaceae. Gene Ontology annotation, molecular function: S-adenosylmethionine-dependent methyltransferase activity.